This is a messenger RNA of Anopheles funestus (African malaria mosquito), 14714 nucleotides long. It is a transcript of the gene rg, whose product is annotated as neurobeachin. The record is from RefSeq and is a predicted model, not a curated record. The transcript has 24 exons. Bases 630 to 11363 code for a protein of 3577 amino acids. NCBI's taxonomy places the organism in Eukaryota, Metazoa, Arthropoda, Insecta, Diptera, Culicidae. Gene Ontology annotation, biological process: intracellular protein localization. Gene Ontology annotation, cellular component: membrane; cytosol. Gene Ontology annotation, molecular function: protein kinase binding.
AAAGGAUCCGUUUUCAGCAUGUCAUCCUUUCAGAUGCAUUAACGCAAACCUGCGCUUCCGGUUUCCAGCAACACAGGGGCGGGAUUGGUUGUGGGUGGGACGUGUACCUUUUUUGUGAGCGUAAGAUUGCGUACAAGAAAAAUGGUCGAGAGUUAAAGAAAAUGGGUAAAGGAAGAGCAAACAUCAUCCAGCACCGUCAUCGUCGGGAUGGGCUGGUGUGCGCCUGAGCGUUGGUGUGUAUCGCGCACAAACAUUCACACACAUACACACACAUUGGCAUACGCACAUUCUCAUCCAACCAUCCCGUUCUCAUCACAAUCAGCCUAACCCCGCAUCCCGUUCUGCUCCUGCCGUGUGUACUAGAGUGGUUCUCGAGAAGGCGCCACUGUUUACGAAACAGCCGCCACCGGGCGACAGACCCCCCAUCGGGGAAGAGGGCACCUCAGUAGUAGUUCUGGGCCCUUUUAUGCUGGAGAUGUAUGCGAGCAUCUUAAGAAAACAUCAGCGAACACUAAAGAGCAGCGUUGCUACUGGUCGCCUCAACUACAAUCAACUAUCAACAACCAACCAUUAAACAUUCGAUAGCAUUCAAUCCUUUUUGGGGCUGUGGUGACAACACGCCACCCACCAUGGCGGAUCUUACGAGACCGCCCCUGUGUGACAUCAAGCGACCCGAGGAAGUGGUGAAAAUGUCGAUGACGGACAACCUCAAGUUCGCGGUCCUGAUCGGGCUGAUUGAGGUGGGCCAGGUGUCAAACCGGGAGGUCGUCAACACGGUACUGCAUCUGCUUGUUGGUGGCGAAUUCGACAUGGAGCUGAACUUCGUCGUGCAGGAUGCACAAAACGUGAAACACAUGCUCGAGCUGUUAGAUCACUGCCCGGCAAACCUGCAGGCGGAGGUGUGGAGUGUGUUCAUAGCGAUACUGAAGAAGAGCGUACGGAACCUGCAGGCCUGUACGGAGAUCGGACUGAUCGAGCAUGUGCUGGCACGUUUGCAGCAGGCCGAACCGAUCGUAGCGGAUCUGUUAAUCGAGAUGCUCGGUGUGCUCGCUAGCUACAGUAUUACGGUGAAGGAGCUAAAGCUACUGUUCGGUGCGAUGAAAGCAGUCAACGGCAAAUGGCCCCGUCAUUCGGCUAAGCUGCUUAAUGUGCUAAAACAGAUGCCGCACCGUAACGGGCCGGACGUGUUUUUCAGCUUUCCCGGGCGCAAGGGUUCGGCAAUCGUGUUGCCACCUUUGGCUAAAUGGCCAUACGAGAACGGAUUUACCUUCAGCACUUGGUUCCGGUUGGAUCCGAUCAAUUCGGUUAACAUAGAGCGUGAAAAGCCCUACCUAUACUGUUUUAAAACGUCCAAAGGAGUCGGGUACACGGCACACUUCGUGGGCAACUGCCUGGUACUAACGUCCAUGAAGGUGAAGGGCAAGGGUUUCCAGCACUGCGUGAAGUACGAGUUUCAGCCGCGCAAGUGGUACAUGAUUGCCAUUGUAUAUAUCUACAACCGGUGGACGAAGAGUGAGAUCAAGUGCCUGGUGAAUGGCCAGCUAGCGUCGAGCACGGAAAUGGCCUGGCUAGUGUCGACAAAUGAUCCGUUCGACAAGUGCUACGUUGGGGCUACCCCGGAACUGGACGAGGAGCGUGUGUUUUGCGGGCAGAUGGCCGCAAUUUAUCUCUUCUCGGAGGCACUGACCACGCAGCAAAUCUGUGCAAUGCAUCGACUCGGCCCGGGUUACAAGUCCCAGUUCCGCUUCGACAACGAGUGCUAUCUGAAUCUGCCGGACAACCACAAGCGGGUGAGUGAGGCAAAAGCUAUCAUUUCGUCGCUUUCUCCAACGCCACUGGCUCCGACCGAGUCAACCAUUCAUAGAAAUCUAGUUAGCGGCAGCACUGCUGCUGCUACCGCUGCUGCCGCCGCUGCUACCGGUGCCGCUGCUGCUGACCACAACCCGUCCUCGUUUUCCUCAUCCUCGACCGCGGCUUCGGCCAGUUCCGGUGUUGCGCUUGCUUCCGCUGCCCCGGGCUCCGGUGGCGAACCGUUUGAUUUAGUAUCCGUGCUGUACGAUGGUAAACUGUCGAGUGCUAUCGUCUUCAUGUACAACCCGGUCGCAACGGACGGUCAACUGUGUUUACAAUCGGCUCCCAAGGGCAAUCUAUCGUACUUCGUACACACACCGCACUCGCUUAUGCUGCAGGACGUAAAGGCUGUCGUUACCCAUUCCAUCCACUGUACGCUGAAUUCGAUCGGCGGUAUACAGGUGCUGUUUCCACUGUUUUCGCAACUUGACAUGCCUUACGAAGGCACCGAUGUGCGAAAGGAUCCGACACUUUGCGCCAAGCUGCUUGGAUUCAUCUGUGAGCUUGUCGAAAGCUCACAAACGGUACAGCAGCACAUGAUACAGAAUCGAGGAUUUCUGGUGAUAUCGUUCAUGCUGCAACGUUCCUCCCGCGAUCACCUAUCGUUAGACGUGCUGGGAUCGUUUCUGAGUCUUACCAAGUAUCUGGUGACUUGCCUGUCCGCCAACUCGGAUCUCUUGCUCAAACAGCUCUUCUGUUUCUCUUUCCUCACCUGGCAGCUGCUAGAUCACGUGCUGUUCAAUCCCUCGCUGUGGAUCUACACGCCGGCUACGGUGCAGGCACGCCUGUACGCGUACCUGGCGACGGAGUUUCUUAGCGAUACGCAAAUCUACAGCAAUGUGCGGCGCGUUAGCACGGUCCUGCAGACGGUCCACACGCUCAAGUUCUACUACUGGGUGGUGAAUCCGCGGGCGAAGAGCGGCAUCACGCCCAAGGGCUUGGAUGGGCCGCGACCGGCCCAGAAGGACAUACUGGCGAUCCGUGCUUACAUAUUGCUGUUCCUCAAGCAGCUGAUCAUGAUCGGUAACGGUGUGAAGGACGACGAGCUGCAGAGCAUCCUUAACUACCUGAUGACGAUGCACGAGGAUGAAAAUCUGCACGACGUGCUGCAGAUGCUCAUUUCGCUCAUGUCCGAGCAUCCGAGCUCGAUGGUGCCGGCGUUCGAUGUGAAGCAUGGUGUGCGCACGAUCUUCAAACUGCUUGCCGCCGAAAGCCAGCUGAUACGGCUGCAGGCACUGAAGCUGCUCGGCUUCUUCCUGUCACGCAGCACGCACAAGCGAAAGUAUGAUGUCAUGUCACCGCACAAUCUGUAUACGCUGCUUGCCGAACGAUUGCUACUGUAUGAAGAGUCCGUCUCGCUACCGACCUACAAUGUACUGUACGAGAUCAUGACCGAGCACAUCUCGCAGCAGAUCCUGUACGCGAAACAUCCGGAACCGGAAAGUCACUACCGGUUGGAGAACCCAAUGAUACUGAAGGUGGUCGCCACACUCAUCCGUCAGUCGAAACAGUCCGAGCAGCUGAUCGAGGUGAAGAAACUGUUCCUAUCCGACAUGACACUGCUGUGCAAUAACAAUCGCGAAAAUCGGCGCACCGUACUGCAGAUGAGCGUCUGGCAGGAGUGGCUAAUCGCGAUGGCGUACAUACACCCGAAGAACUCGGAGGAACAAAAGCUGUCCGAUAUGGUGUACUCGCUGUUCCGCAUGUUGCUGCAUCACGCGAUCAAGUACGAAUACGGUGGAUGGCGGGUAUGGGUCGAUACGCUCGCAAUCGUACAUUCGAAGGUGUCGUAUGAGGAGUUUAAGCUACAGUUCGCCCAGAUGUACGAACACUACGAGAAACAUCGGACGGAUAACAUUACCGAUCCGGCACUGCGCCAGCAACGCCCUAUCAGCACAAUCAGUGGCUGGGAGCAUGGUGCGAAUGGUAGCAACGGUACCGGUACCGGGAAGGACGGUGAGCUGGAUCUCCACGGCAAAUGCGUGAAGCAGAUUGUACCGGGUACGGCCGUUACCGGCGUUACGGUAACGCCCGGUUGCGUCUGUGAACCGGAAACGGGUGAAACGAUGAUCGAUACGAGUGUGAUUGCGAAGCAGCAGGCGAUCGGCUUUCAAACCUGUGCACCAGACGCACCGACCGGUAACGGGUACAUGCGGGGCGGUGAGGCGGAUCUGACGGAGGAAGAUGAACCGAUCCAGCACGGUGCACCGGACGGUAUAGAAGCGGAAGAGGACGAAGAUGCCGACGUGGUGGACGAAGAGGAGGAAGAGGAGGAGGACGAAGAGCAGGAUGAGGAUGAGGGUGAUGAGGAAGGUAAUUUCGGUGCAUCCGGGCAGCAUCAGCCGCGUAACGAUACCGUCACUAUUGCAAGCCAAACCACUGCAACCACCACCGAAAGUGUGGUGAAAACAAUAGUCGAUGAAAUUAUCGAUAAAUCGGCGAACAUGUUGGUGGAGCACAGUGAAGCAUCGAUGCACGAUGACGAUGACGAGGACGAGGAUGAUGAUGAUGUGCGUCAUGGUAAGGAGGCACCGGCCGAACCGACAUCCUCGCCAGUGAUUAAGGAUGAAGAGAUCGAACUGGCAGUGAACGAAGUGGUCAAGAUGAACCAGAACGCGCUGAAGCCGGUGGAAGGUGAUGAGGUGGGUUUGGGCGAUGGUGGCUCGUCGGUUGACAGUGUGAACAACAACCAGAAACUAGCAGACGACCCAUCGACCCGGGGUAGCGUGGAAACCGUCGGCAGUACGUCGGAAUCAUCCACCGUUAGUAGUUCACCGUCGGUUGCCUGUGUCAGUGAUAAAACAAAUGAUAGACCCGCACCAAUGUCGCCGGUACUACAAAGCGAACCGGAUGCACAGAAGGUAACCGCUGCUGUCGGUAGCAUCGUAGACGAACUGCUCGAUCGGUGCUUCCCGGUCGAGGAGAGCGGUGCGGACGGGGCGAUACAACGGGAUGUUCCUGCCGCGCGUGAACUAGCUGUCGAGAUGCAGGAAGUCGUCGAAUCGAUUAUAACCGAUGCGGUUGAAAAGGCGGAAAAGGUCGGUACGCCUAGCAAGACGGUGGGCGAAAGUGGAGAAGGUAACGAGCAGGAGGAAGGUGGUGGUAUGCAUCAUCAUCACCAUCACCAUCGUCAUCAUCCGCAUCAUCACCAUCACCAUCACCAUCAUCAUGUGCACGAAGGUGAGGAACAUCAGCGAAUUUCCGUUGUUUCCGAUGCGAUGGAAGGUAUGGCAAUCAAGGACAAGCAGCAGCACCGCAGCGGUAACAGCUUGAUUGAGGAGGAGGAAGAUGAUGUAGAUGAGGAAGAGGAAGAAGAGGAGGAAGAGGAAGAGGAAGAAGAGGAGGAAGAUGAUGGUGAUGUUUUGGUAGCGGAAACGGAGGAGCAGUUCGAACCGACCGACGAAGGGGAUGAGCGUGCGAUCAGCAACGAUAACGGUGGUGGUAAGGAUGGCAACACUGGCACAGCGGUCAGUGUGAAACAGAGUACCAGUAGUACGGUCGGUUCCGGUUCGAAACGUGCCGUCAGUGUGUCGACCAACACGCAACAGUAUCUCGAUGCACAGUCGCACCCGAAACAGAGCCAACCGAUUCAGCAGCAGCAGCAGCAGCAACAACAAUCGACCACCUCACAAGCGCCCGUACAAUCGAUGAGCUAUGAAGGUAGUAGUGGUGGUGCCGGUGGUGGUAGUAAACGCUCCAAGUCUGCCUCGACACGUCCGAUGUUUUCGCCCGGUCCAACCCGGCCUCCGUUCCGCAUACCGGAGUUUAAAUGGUCCUACAUUCAUCAGCGCCUGCUGUCUGAUGUGCUAUUUUCGCUCGAAACGGACAUCCAGGUGUGGCGCAGUCACUCGACGAAAAGCGUACUGGACUUUGUCAACUCGGCAGAAAAUGCCAUCUUCGUGGUGAACACCGUACAUUUGAUCUCGCAGCUCGCCGACAAUCUGAUCAUUGCGUGCGGUGGAUUACUGCCACUGUUGGCCAGUGCCACCUCACCCAACUCCGAGCUGGACGUGCUCGAACCGACCCAGGGCAUGCCGCUGGACGUAGCCGUUUCCUUCCUGCAGCGGCUUGUCAACAUGGCGGAUGUGCUGAUAUUUGCCAGCUCGCUUAACUUUAGUGAACUCGAGGCGGAAAAGAACAUGUCGUCCGGUGGCAUACUGCGCCAGUGUUUACGGUUGGUGUGUACCUGUGCGGUGCGCAACUGUCUCGAGUGCAAGGAACGGACGCGCGGUCUCUACAACGGUAUGUCGCUGAAGGACAUCCCGGGCGGCGUCCAUCUGCAAGCGCUCAUACGCGGCGCACAGUCGACGUCGAAAACGAUCAUCGAAUCACUGUCCGGUCCGAUGAGCCCGGUAAAGGAUCCGGAGAAGCUGCUGCAGGAUAUGGACAUCAAUCGGCUGCGGGCGGUCAUUUACCGCGAUGUGAAACGACUCUUUCAGGAGGAAACCAAGCAGGCACAGUUCCUGUCGCUCGCCAUCGUUUACUUCAUCUCGGUGCUGAUGGUGUCGAAGUAUCGCGAUAUACUGGAACCGCCGGUCGAGCUGCAGAUACACCGCAACUCGUCACCCGUCAUCCAUCGUUCAACGCCCACACAGGAGUCGAGCAAUAGGCCACUGUUUCCGCAAUGGUCGCACCACGUCUACCCACAGUUCCUGCCCGGAUCGCAUCCGAAUCAUCAACCGACGGUGGUGCACGGCAGCAGCAACACUAUCACAUCCUCCUCAUCGCAAACCAUUUCCUCAUCGUCCGGUUCGUCGUCUGCCGGCGGGUGUGCCAACUUACUGAACAACAACAACAAUAGCAAUCUUAUCAACAACAACAACAACAACCCGGGCGGCAUGAAUCACAAAGAUGUCGGCGGUGGUAGUUUGGUCAUCGGUGGCGCUAGCGUUAACGGUGGUGCACUGCCAAUGUACUACGGGCAUGUAGCUGCCGGUGCAAUUACGAAUGCCGCAACCAACACCAACAACACGCUUAACAACAACAACAACCAAAGCUUCGGUGCCGUUCCCGGCAGCUGUAUCUUUACCAGCGAAAUGCUCAACUGCUACUCACCGGCCGCGGCCGCAGCAGCGGCCGCCUCCGCCGCAGCCAUCGCCGGUGGCCAUCUGCACCAUCAGCAUCAACAACCGGCCCAACAACAGCAACAGCAACAGUACGCACAGCAGCACGGGCUGAACAACAACUCACUCACGGCAUUGGUGAAUGCGGGCGGCGCUGGUACAUAUGGUGCCGGCGGUGCACCGGUCGGUGGGCUUGCGCCCCAGCAGCACUUGCGAGGUGUCGGACGGGCAACCGGAACCACCGCUACGACCGGGCUUCACAACGGUGUUGUCGGUCAUACCGUCGGUGGCAAGCUAUCGAAAGGAACCCAAUCGAUGCAGGAAGGUGACUACGAAGUGAUCGUAGUGGACGAAAACAACUCCUCCGUCAUAGCGGACAACGAUUCACACUCUAGCGGUCCACUGUCAAUAAAGGCCGUUACCUCUGCAAGCAACUCGCGACGAACAUCGACCGCCAAACAACCGGACCAUCCAGUACCGUCGACUGGUGGUACUGCUAGCGUUAGCGAUCUUCAGCUCCAGUCCUGCUACCAGCAACCGAUGCUAUCGUCCGGCCUAACAACAACAACCACGGCCACUGUAACGACGACGGUGACCGCCACCAUUGCCGUGAACGAACAGCGUCCGGACGUUGUCCACAGGGUGGCACAGGGCCAACCGAAGAGCGUGGACUCUGAUGGAGGUUCGCUGAACCUUAACUCGACCGAAAACGACCCACAGGAGGUGGAAACGUCGAGCGAAAUCAUGCCGGACGACAACAAGCCGACGAACUCGAACGAUGAAAGCUGGACGGACGUGAAUCUAAAUGAUGACGUUGCGAGCGAACUGAAACCACCGCGCACAGACGGUACGGUCGGUGUGGCGGGCAACAAUGGUGGCGGUGGUACCGGUGGCGAUCGUCUCGGUUCCAUGGCCAGCACGCUCGGCAGCCGUAUGGACGGUGGUGUGGGUGGAGGUGCAAGUGUCGAUCUCGGUGGUGGUGGAGCUGGUGGUGCUGGUGGUGUAAAGCUUGAAUCUGACAUUGCGGUGGUUCGCGUACCGGACGGAUACGGUGGACAGGUGGUACCGACCGGUGGUUCGGUACGGGGUCGACCGGAGGAUCUGAACCUGAAGGCACCAUUCGUAAGCCAGCUGCCGUUGGCGUUACCAUCGCGCGAGGCAAGCCUGACGCAGAAGCUGGAAAUAGCGCUCGGACCGGUCUGUCCACUGUUGCGCGAAAUUAUGGUUGACUUUGCACCGUUCCUGUCGAAAACGCUGGUCGGUUCGCACGGUCAGGAGCUGCUGAUGGAGGGUAAAGGGCUGACGACGUUCAAGAACAGCCACUCGGUGGUGGAGUUGGUGAUGCUGCUCUGCUCGCAGGAGUGGCAGAACAGUCUGCAGAAGCACGCCGGCCUAGCAUUUAUCGAGCUGAUCAACGAAGGUCGGCUACUGUCGCACGCGAUGAAGGACCAUAUCGUGCGUGUAGCGAAUGAGGCCGAAUUCAUACUGAACCGGAUGCGGGCGGAUGAUGUGCUGAAGCAUGCCGACUUCGAGUCCCAGUGUGCCCAGACGCUGCUCGAGCGGCGCGAGGAGGAACGGAUGUGCGACCAUCUGAUAACAGCUGCACGACGCCGGGACAACGUCAUCGCAAGCCGGCUACUGGAGAAGGUGCGCAACAUAAUGGGCAAUCGGCACGGUGCGUGGGGCGAUAUGAACGCCAACUAUCAGAAGCAGAUCUUCUGGAAGCUGGACGCCUGGGAGGACGAUGCGAGACGCCGGAAACGUAUGGUGCAGAACCCGCGCGGUUCCAGUCACCCGCAGGCAACGCUGAAAGCGUCGCUCGAAAACGGUACCGCCGUGGCCACCGGUUCGACAGCAACGUCUGGUACGGUAUCUUCCGGUACGGAUGAAGCGGUCGGUGCAGAAACUACGGCACCAGGCGGUGCCCGUCCGGCCGGUGUGGCACGGGAAGAAAUCUACUCCCAGAUAGCGGUACCACGCUCACAGCAGCCCGACCUGCUAGAUGAUUCCGAGCUGCUGAUAGAGGACCGCGAGCUCGAUCUCGACCUGACCGGACCGGUGAACAUCAGCACCAAGGCGAAACUGAUCGCACCCGGGCUGGUGGCGCCCGGCACCAUGUCAAUUACCUCCACCGAGAUGUACUUCGAGGUGGACGAAGAGAACGGUGAGUUUCAGCAGAUCGAUCAGGAGGUGCUGAAGUACUGUGAUCACCUGCACGGCAAGUGGUACUUCUCCGAGAUACGGGCCAUCUUUUCCCGGCGCUAUCUGCUGCAGAAUGUGGCGCUCGAGAUCUUUCUCGCUAGUCGCACCUCGAUACUGUUCGCCUUCCCGGACCAGCAUACGGUGAAGAAGGUAAUCAAAGCGUUGCCCCGUGUCGGUGUUGGCAUCAAGUAUGGCAUACCGCAGACGCGCCGUGCAUCGAUGAUGUCUCCCCGUCAGCUGAUGCGCAACUCGAACAUGACGCAAAAAUGGCAGCGGCGCGAAAUCUCCAACUUUGAGUAUCUAAUGUUUCUGAACACGAUCGCGGGCCGUACGUACAACGAUCUCAACCAGUAUCCGGUGUUCCCGUGGGUCAUCACUAACUAUGAAUCGCGCGAGCUCGAUCUGAGCCAGCCGUCAAACUAUCGCGACCUUUCGAAACCGAUCGGUGCGCUGAACCCGAGCCGACGGGAAUAUUUCGAGGAGCGGUACGAAACGUGGGACACACCCGGUAUCCCGCCGUUCCACUACGGUACCCAUUACUCUACUGCCGCGUUCGUGCUGAACUGGUUGAUUCGCAUCGAACCAUUCACGACGAUGUUUCUCGCACUGCAGGGUGGCAAAUUUGAUCAUCCCGAUCGGCUGUUCUCCUCCGUGGCGCUGUCGUGGAAAAACUGUCAGCGCGAUACGUCCGACGUGAAGGAGCUAAUACCCGAGUGGUACUUCCUGCCGGAGAUGUUUUACAACGCGUCCGACUAUCGGUUGGGUCAGCGGGAUGAUGGCAGCACGGUUGGGGAUGUCGAUCUGCCGCCGUGGGCCAAAACCCCGGAAGAGUUUGUGCGCAUCAAUCGGAUGGCGCUCGAGUCGGAGUUUGUCUCCUGCCAGCUGCACCAGUGGAUCGAUCUGAUCUUCGGCUACAAACAGCGCGGCCCGGAAGCGAUGCGUGCGACGAACGUGUUCUACUAUCUCACGUACGAGGGUAGCGUCGAUCUGGACACGAUCGGUGAUCCGGUGACGCGCGACGCCAUAGAAAACCAGAUCCGAAACUUUGGUCAAACGCCGAGCCUGCUGCUGAUGGAACCGCAUCCACCGAGGUCGUCGGCAAUGCAUCUGUCGCCGAUGAUGUUCAACACGAUGCCGGAUGACGUGUGCAUGUCGCUCAAGUUCCAUCUGAAUUCGCCCAUCAUACACAUUUCGGCCAACACGUACCCACAGCUACCAUUGCCAUCGGUCGUCACCGUUACCGCGGGCCAUCAGUUCGCGGUAAAUCGCUGGAACUGUCAGUAUACCGCCAGCAUCCAAAGCCCGAGCUACGCUGAAUCGACACAAAACAUGAACGCUAAUCUACCGCUAACGAUGGAUCCACUGUUGUCUCAAAUUAAUGGACAUAACAGCAGCAACCAACAGAAUCGGCGCCAUCUUGGUGACAACUUCAGCCAGAAGUUGCAGAUUAAAUCCAACUGUUACGUUACCACGGUUGACAGCCGGUUCCUGAUCGCGUGCGGCUUUUGGGACAACAGCUUCCGUGUGUUUUCCACCGAAACGGCAAAGAUUGUGCAGAUCAUCUUCGGACAUUUCGGCGUGGUUACGUGUCUGUCACGAUCCGAGUGUAACAUCACGUCCGAUUGCUACAUUGCGUCCGGUUCGGCCGACUGCACAAUACUGUUGUGGCACUGGAACGCACGCACACAGUCAAUCGUUGGCGAGGGUGAGAUACCAACGCCCCGUGCUACGCUCACAGGACACGAAACGGCGGUCACAUCUGUGGUCAUCAGUGCCGAGCUGGGGCUGGUUGUUUCCGGCUCGAUAAAUGGACCAGUGCUGGUACAUACGACGUUCGGUGAUCUGUUGCGGUCGCUAGAAGCACCGAAAGAUUUUAUCUCGCCCGAAAACAUAACGCUAUCGCGCGAAGGUUUCAUCGUGGUGAACUACGACGAGGGUAGCGUUGCUGCGUACACCAUCAACGGGAAGCUGCUGCGCUACGAGUCGCACAACGAUAACCUACAAUGCAUGCUUCUGUCGCGGGAUGGCGAAUAUUUGAUGACGGCCGGAAAUAAGGGCAUCGUGGAAGUGUGGCGAACGUUUAACCUUGCACCGUUGUAUGCGUUUCCGGCGUGCAACAGCGGAAUACGUUCGCUAGCCCUCACGCACGAUCAGAAAUAUUUGCUGGCCGGUCUGGCAACUGGAUCCAUCAUCGUGUUUCACAUCGAUUUCAACCGCUGGCACCAUGAGUACCAGCAGCGUUACUGAAGCAACCGAACCUGCACCGGCACCGUACCGAACGCGCUAGUCAAGCUGGAUGUAAACCGGCAACAGCGACGACGACGUGCACCGGUCGCUUGUGCCUAACCGUUGCAAUUCCAUUUACUGGUACAAUAAUCCAUUCCAGGGCUGUCCCUUUCUCUCUUUCUCUAUCUCUCUCACUUGCUGAGCCGUUACGUUAUUAGACGUAUUGUACCGAUUUUAAGUGUGCGCCACAGUACAUGCAUCGACACUUAGAAAUUUGCCAAACUCAAUUAAUUGCAUCCCCUAAUCGCGAGAUAGUUUUAGCCAACAUGUGUGAGACAUUGGAUAGUGAGGAUAGAGUGUAAUCGAGACGGACAGUGAACGAUACCGUACUUUACUCUUACUUUUUAUCACAGACUUAGUACGGCAAUCCUCUCCCGCAGAGGAAGCGUAUUCCAAUUAGAGCGACAGCAAAACAAUGCCCCGAAACAGUUCGGAUGCUUUACGCAAAACAAAAAAAAAGCAAACGUCUGCCACCCCAGACGGAAAGGGAGAGACACAAUUGCGCAGCAUAAAAGUAUGCAAAACAUAUUCCAAUGUAAAAGUCACCGCUCACCCCCAUUCUCCCGAUGGUCUCUCCCCUCCCACACACCACCACCAUGGUUUUAUUGCAUUCACUUAGAAGCAACCGGACGCGUCAGUUGUGGAUAGUUAAUCUGCACUGAUAUAGCAUUUUAAGAAAGGAUAAGCAAAACCCCACACUAACAUACAACACAGUAACGAAACCGAAAGGAAGUUUAAAGUUUAGGUCAGCCUUUAUCGGAGCAUGCAUUAAACUGUUCGGAUCAUUGAUCAUCCGGGUAAAGUAGAGCAAGCCGAUCGGCUGUAAGAUAAAUCGUUUUAAAACAAAAUGUUCACAGAAGAUGACACAGGUGAACGAUGGAUAGGUGACUGCAGGUGUAAUCUGUCCUAGGUUCAGUAGGCCAGUUGUAUUGUGUACAUCCACAACGCCUUGAUUGUGCAACUGUCGGUACUGUCUGUACCGGCGGACUGUACGUGUAUCCGUACUCGGUUUAUUUUAGUUUUACUACAUAGGUCAGCCUUCAGCCUAACGCACUGAUUGUGUUUUAACCUCCCCAUCCUAUUCGUGGGUCAGUUUUUACGCAAUGCAUGUUGUGUGUCUGUGUGCGUAUGUGUGUACGAAUACAUCAAGGGACACCAUCUCUAUCUCUCUCUCUGUGGUUGUAUUUUUAUCAUUCCUUUUCCCCCCCGCACGUUCCAAUUACUGUGAUGAUGUAUGUGUGUGUGUGUUUGGGGAAUAAAUGUUUUGUACAAUUUGUUUGAUGUACAUUUUACGUAUAAGCAAACAUUCAUACACACGAAACGUGUGACAUUAGCUUAAUAUAAUCUGACACUAUCGGUUUACCGUAAACGAGAUACAUCGUUACUAAGAACGUACACAUACGGCUUGGGAAAGUUCUCUACCCCUCUUGUUUGGCACAACAACCGUCGAUGGUCUUGGGUUGGCAUGCUGUCUGUGUGACUUGAUUUUACCACGGACGCGGGCUCCAGAUGAGGUUUCCGCGCAGGGCCGGCUUGUCUGUUAAGUCGUACGUUACCGACUAUGCUAUAGCACCGGUAAAAUGGUGGGAAUGGAAAGUAGUAAACAAGAACGCAAUAACAUAGUUGUAAACAUUAUCGAUUUACUACCUAGACUACACAAUACACACAAGCAACCAACACAUGAACACCGAAAACCAUUUACGCAAGUUCAUUGAGUACAUGAAUGCCAAAUUGUAAAGAUUUUAAUAACAGCCUUUUAAAAAAAUCGAAUAUAAAGCAAACAAACAAAAAAGUAUAUAUAUAUAUAUAUAUAUAUAUUGAGCUAACAGGAAGUUGCUGCAGUGUGCGGGAUGUUAAUAAGGGGUUUACCUAGUAGAUAAACCGAGCAAGUAAAAAAAACAAACAAAAACCGCUGCAUUUACAUUAAACGGACGCAAGAGUGAGAGCAGUGCAAGAAUAGUGAAAUAACAAAAAAUCGCGCACACACACACGCGCAUACAAAAGCAUACGACCCAAGGUGGCCUGAGUAGCGCAAAAAGGUGGAAAAAUUCCGAAUAUAUGUGUGUAUGUGGGUGUGUGUUUGUAUGUGCAUAAUGCACCGGACGCAUAAUGCAUUCCCCCUGGUGCGAUGAGAAAAGGGAUGUAAACUACACGCACAUUGCAAGCGUUAUUAGUGGAAAGAGUCAGUAGUACUAUAACGGAAAUGACAGACGUUAAAUCGAAGGGAGAGAAGUAAACGAUGGUGUGCAGGAGUUAGAGAGAUAUGCAACAUUCUGAGGUUAUCCGUCCGCGAAUAUUUACAUUAGCCAUUACAUACAAAGGAUUAAAAAAAAAUGAGUAAAGAAACCAAAGCUGAAACGUAAAAAAAAUAUUAAUAUGAUGAAAACAAAACCCCCAACAGAACCCCAUUUUGGCCGUAAUGCGCGUUUGCAAUACAAUUAACAAUUCCGGAGCUCAGCGCGUGCGCAGAACCGUUCUUUCAAACUGUUCGCCAUGUUUUUUGGUUUUUGAUUAGUGUUUCUAAAUAGUGCGCACUUUUUGUUUGGUUUUGAUCGGUAGUGUAAACAACGUUGAAAAACAAACAAAGCAAAAUACGCGUACGUUUGACUAAGCAAAACAACAAAAAACAAAACAUACCGAAUCGCUACUAAACGUAAAACGAGUCGUAGAAAUGAAAAGGAUAGCGGUAAUGAGCGAAAAAGGAUAGAAGAGAAAAAAAAAUGCAACUAACGCAAAACCUUAUUUCACGUGCCAAAAUAAUAUUAAAUAGAACAAUAUUAAACAAUACAAGUGAAAGUUUUGAAGCGUGUGCGAUGCGAUACAUCAAAAAACGAAAUCAGCAGCUAUGAAUUAGAGGAAGAAGAAUAACACACACACAUAAAUAAGUAAAACCGAAGCAAAACACACAAAGUAAAAGUGGAAACAUGGAAGCAGAAACAAAUAACAGACUCAACGGCAAAGCAAACAUUAAAUGAAAGACACACAAAAAACAAAAAUCCUGCCUAAAUGUGCUCGUGUAGUGUUUAAACAACAACAAAAAAAAAGUACUUAAUGGAAAAAGCAAAACAAAAACAAAAAAAAACAUAAGUUUGAUAACGCUUAAAACAGCAACAUUAAUUAAACGUCUUAAGCUACGACGGGAUAUAAAGAAAUCGAACCAGAACGAUAGGAGCUGACAAGAUUAGAGAGAAAGGGGUGAAAAAUAGAGGGAAGUGAGGAAAAUGUAAAAGCGCGAAUGGCUUGUACCAAAAAGCAAAACAAAAAAAAACAUACAGGCUAGCAUUUGAUACCGAGGAACUUAUGUGCAUCCCA